Papaver somniferum (opium poppy) is the source of this 1614-nucleotide messenger RNA. RefSeq lists its product as uncharacterized. The transcript has 7 exons. Bases 1 to 1614 code for a protein of 537 amino acids. NCBI's taxonomy places the organism in Eukaryota, Viridiplantae, Streptophyta, Magnoliopsida, Ranunculales, Papaveraceae. The record is from RefSeq and is a predicted model, not a curated record.
AUGGGCUUUCGUGUCAAGUUGAGGCAAUGGAUUAGGUGUUGUGUUGAAUUCACAAGGUUUUCAAUCUUAGUGAAUAAGAGUGCAACUGGUUAUUUCAAAAGUAAAAAAGGAAUUAGACAAGGUGAUCCAAUUUCACCAUUUUUGUUUCUUUUGGUUGGUGAAGCUUUAACUUUUAUGAUCAAGAGAGCUCAAGAACAAGGAUUAUUAUCCGAUGACACUCUUAUAUUUCUAGAUGCUGACAUUGAGCAAGUUAAAAACUUGGGAAUUGUUCUUCUCUCUUUUGAGAUGCUUACAGGCUUGAAGAUUAAUUUUGCUAAGAGCCAGAUUUUUGGUGUUGGAUAUGAUGGUGACUUGAAUGCUUUCUCUUCUCUUCUUGGUUGCUAUAAUGGAGUUCUUCCUACAACUUACUUAGGCUUGCCAUUGGGUGAUAAAUGUGGAGGUGUGGCAAAAUGGGACAAAGUGGUGGACAAAGUCAUUGCUAGAUUUCCUGGCUGGAUUAAACCACUUAUCUCCAGAGCAGGUAAAAUUACCUUAAUCAAUAGUGUUCUUGCUACUCUACCAGUUUAUUACAUGUCACUUUAUGAAAUCCCAGUUUCUGUCUUGAGGAAGCUUGAGCAAAUUAUGAGGAAAUUCCUUUGGAGUGAUAAUAAAGGAAAAAAGAAGAUUCAUCCUGCUAAAUGCAAUGCUCUGUGUAAAAAGAAAAGGUUUGGAGGUUUGGGUAUUAAAAAUCUGAAGCUAGUCAAUCAAUAUUUACUCUCUAAGUGGUCUUGGAGAUAUGCAACUGAAGAAGAUGUUCUAUGGAAGCAAGUUCAAAUUGCUGCUAUGGGUGCUUUAACUGACAAUGUGGUUAUCUGGAAUCUGAACAUCCCUAGAAGACUUACUGCUGCAACAAGAACUGAGUUAGACCUUCUUCUAGCUGACUUGCAAUCCUUUAAAUUCAAUCAGAAUCAGGCAGAUGAGCUGUUUUGGCCUUUCACGACAAAAAGAUUUUUUCAGCUUUCAACAAGAGAUAUGCUUCACAGAAGAAGAAUUAAUGUGCCAGAGAAUUGUCUUUUUUGUGUUGCUCCUGAAAAUGUUUCUCACUUAUUUCUUCAUUGUGCUUUUGCAAGAUCAGUUUGGGAUAUUAUGACUGCCAAUUUAAAAUGGCUUUAUGCAAUGCCAGAGGAUGUUGUACCUGCAAUUCAAGCUUGGCAGCUUUUUCUUUCUGACAAUGCUAGAAGUGAAAUCUGGGAGCUUGUUCCGAUAGCAAUCAUUUGGUGUUUAUGGAAGGAGAGAAACAAUAGAGUUUUCAAUGAUAAUCCUAAUUCUGCUACUGUUGUUAUUGCUUAUAAGGCAAUCUAUGUCUUGUUCACUUGGUCAUUGGCUUUCAAAGAAUUUGAGGAUGUUGAUUCAAAGGAAGUCUCUUUUCUUGUUUCCGCUGGUUCUAAUGAAAAUGGGAACAAUAGCGUAUAUUUCAGUAAUCAGAGAACAGAGGAAGGAGACCUUGAUAGAGAAAAGAUUGGUGAAUUAGUUUUGCUGAGUUCAAUCUUGAGAGUCGGUCUAGGAGGAGGAGAGAGUGGAGCGACAAGUUUGGCGCAAAAUGAGAUGAAAUUAAGAUUCGUGAAGAAGAGCUAA